AUGAAUCCCGAAAUCGGCGAGCCCAUUGGUGAUCCCUUCACUUGCUCGCAGAUUGUUCCGUCAAACGUGAAGUACGCCCUGAGACAGAACUUUAGGAGCUGAAGGACUUGGGCGUGUCCGAGACGAUUCUCCGUUUCAUUGUAUUUGCUUCGUAGGAGUAGAUUUCAGCAAUUGACAACUUGCAUGCCGGCUAUCAAGCAACUAGCGUAUCAGCGGACAAUAAUUCUUGAUAUAAGGGAGCGCGGUUAAUAAUUUUGGUAUGCGGCAGCAUGCCGACUGCAUCCUAUAAACACUGGCACUUUUUCGUUUACGAGUCAACCUUUUCUGCCACUGUCUCUGAUGAUGGGUUCAAGUGAGAACCCGAAACGUCGGGCGAAUAAAGCCCUUGUUCCAGCGAUCGCUUCUUCUUUUUUUUUCUUCUUCUUCUUCUUCUUGUCAACUAGUGCCUGGAACUCGCAUCUUCGCUUGUAUCGGUGAAUUCCUAGGCAAAAUAUCGACAGAGCAGAUAAUCGUUAAAUUCUUCAGUAAAGCUGUACCGAACUCCUUAGUCGCUUCGAGGCGAAAUAAACUCAACAUUCCGUAGCAGUCACGCACAUUUUCGCCGUAGUAACUUUCACUGUUUGGCGACGCCAGCUAAUGUGCCUUGGCAACACAAUCCAAAACACACUUCUCCAAAACACGAAUAGCCUGAUUCCAAAACCUGUUCAAACUAUCUUAAUGUCAAAGUAGAUAUAGACACCUUCUAGAGACCCUGAUGUUCGUUUGAUGGCUAUGCCCGAUUUUUCCACCCCCAUGCAUAUCGUGUCGAGAUAAGACGCAAUUCGACUGUUCUGACUAAGGACGGCCGUGUGCUCCAUAACUGGAUGAGAGCAUGGACGAGGACUUGCGCAGGAAUCGGUUCAUAGGACUUGCGCUGCAUCUACCGCACUACCACUAAUCCCCCGAUGUCAAGUCAGAGUCGACGAGACCGGAAGCGAGAGUGCGCAGUUGGAUGGCGCGGCAAGGGCCUGCCCCAUGGCGUGCUACCACGGCCCUUGGUCAACAACGUUCAUUGACCAGGGUUACACACAAGAAAAAAGGAGGGGAAUCACAGACCCCAAGUGGCACGGCCUGUCUCUACAACCAGGUCUACCGCCAAAUGCCAAGUAUUAACAUUUAUUAUGGGUGCGCAUUCCCGAUGUCGCCUGCCGGACUCCGGUCUAGUCCCCGUGUUGGUCCAACGCAUCUACGUGCAGCCCGUUUUAAGGUCAACCCCGACAGAUACAGGGGUAGUAACUCACAGAUGAGGCAAUGCAGGAUGCUGUCAGCUGUAUUGAAGUCAAUAACAUAGCGCGUUAGUUUAUCCAGAAGCAUCUACUGCAGAUGAUCAUAUCCGAGGUGGUGCUGGCGCUGCUGCCGGCAAAAAGGUGUUGUUAGUACCGCUAGUGAUGGCGAUAAGGAUGAUGAUCGUGGUGGUGGUGGUGGUGGUGGUGGUGGUGGUGGUGGUGGUGGUGGUGGUGGUGGUGGUGGUGGUGGUGGUGGUGACUGUGUGCCCCCCAAACGGGCCAGGGGGUAGACGCACUGGACCAACCUAGGGGUCAUAUCGGAUUCCGGCAGGCGUUAUCGGAUUGUUCAACAAAACAAAUGCCAACAUUAGGGGAGCGGUGGCAGACCGGGUUGCCGGCAGCCGUUGCACACCUAGAGACCCCUGCCGCCUCCACUGUUGUUGUUGUUGUUGGUCAAAAAUCCGGUCAUGUGCUGUGUGGACCAGGGGAUGAGGAGUGGAGCACAAUGGUGCGGACUCGACCGUGCUAUCUACCAGCGUCCUCGUCCGCCUCCGGUCUUUUCUAUUCUGUAUUGACAGCGGAUCCUGAUGGGGGAGGAGGGAGUACCGUAGACGCUGGGCAAGUUUACAUUCACUAUAAAGUUAUUCACGCACAAGUCACCGUCCCUGCUCCACCUUGCAGUUGAGAACAUGGUGGGCAUUGUCAGAAACGACGACUGAACUGUGGGCGAUGGUUGUGAUGUUGCCGCUGCUGUUGCUGCUGCUGCUGCUGCUGCUGCUGCUGCUGAUGAUGAUGAUGAUGAUGAUGAUGAUGAUGAUGAUGAUGAUGAUGAUGAUGAUGAUGAUGAUGAUGAUGAUGAUGAUGAUGAUGAUGAUGAUGAUGAUGAUGAUGAUGAUGACGAUGCCACCGACAAUGGUGACAGGGCUGAUGUCAGGGAAGUUGGUAAAAUGACUGAAGUAGGCCUUCGGCGUGUAUGGGUAAAUUAGACUUUUAUGACUGCUGGAAGUGUCUUCGGAACACAGACAAAAGCAAAUCACUGAUGCUAGUCCCAACGGCAACUCUGAACCCAACCGAAGCCGAUAACCCCUGUUGCCAAAAAUUGGAAUUUUGUACAACCUACUAAGUAAUUUAAGUAACAAAAGUGCCUCGAUUUGUGUCGGGUCACUUUUACCUUCAGAACUGUUGCAGAUUUGGCCCCCUUCUUGAGGAUUUUGCGAGCACACCUGCUGCGAACCACCCAAAAGCCGGUUUCUCACUGGCUUCCGCCAUACAUCUAGUAGUUUCCUCCUUGGAAUCAUGCUGAUUAUCUGAAUAGUAGUGGAGGUCAGGUUUUCAAAUAUUAUUUCGUAGAAUAUGAAUCUGCACAUCAAACACCCAAGUCCAAAAUUAUGUGUAUGCCAAUAAAAUGAUGAUCAAACAUUCAUGGCAGAUCAAGUACUGAUCUAUAUAUCGCCAGUCUUUCUGUUAUCGCCAUAAAAAGGAAAUCUACUGCAUAACCAAAUCCUACACCUACGCUCGAAACGAUGACUGCGCUAGAAUUUGCCUGUUUGGUCUCUUAAAGCUCAAAUGCAUUCUUCCUUUUCUCCUGGCUGUCUCUUAACAUCUUUCAACGUAAUAAAGGGUAAUCUUGGGUUUUAUUUAAAAUUCCGUAUGAGCCGGGAUCUCAGGUGGAGGUAUGCGACAGUCAUGUACACAAAAAUUCAAUAAUGCUUUGAAUAAAAUCAGUGCGUAUUCAUGAAAUUGUUUAACAUGGAUGCCCAUAAAACAGUUUGUUCCCUUAUUCCUCAGACUCCCUUUGGAAAGUAAAUUAGCAAGUUUUAUUGUUGUUUUCUCAAUAUCUGCGUUUAGUAAAAUCCGUGGCUUGUCUGCCGAGAUAGCUCGGAGCUAAAUGCGUACAUCAGCCUUGCUAAUUGAACGUAUUUAUUCAAUGGUUGAGCUCUGAAGUCUGAAAUUUUAGCAAGUAAUGCUAAGUGGGCAAGCUAAUACAGGCAUAAUGCAGAAUGAUUUUACGGGACCAUUUUAUAAUUUUCUAUAAUUCGAAGUGUGGAUAUUCAGCGUUAGUUUCUGACUUGAAUAAGUUAUUAAGACUUCGAAUGUCAAUAUCGCCAAUCGACCAACGCAUGCUGGGAGCACACGAAACGUCCCUAGCCCAAAAGUACACGAAGAGAGCGCUCCUCUCCGGCCUAUGGCAUCACUAAAGGACACUCCAACCUACGGACUGGCAAAGUGGCUGUUUCGGCGUCUCAAGUUUCGACUCGAACACCACAUGCAGCUCGUCAACACAAUUCUUGGAGAAACUCAAUGGAGUAAGUUUCCUGCCGAGCGAUGUCAUAGUUUCCUUUGAUGUCACGUCCCUUUUUACUUCUAUCCCGCAGGACCUGGCGGUCGAGACCAUCGAAACCACUCCUACGAGAGAAAAACGACGAAAGGGACAAUCGUCUCGGACGCGUCCAAAUCAUCCCUCUCCUUAAGCUCUGUUUCAAGACGUACUUUACGUUCGACGGAAAAAUCUACGAGCAGGUGAAGGGAACGCCAAUGCAAGGCGGUUCUACAACAGUUGGAGUCGCUGGUUUUCCGACACCACAGACCGAAAUUUUGGGCUCGGUAUGUGGAUGACACCUUCGUCGUCAUCGAACGGGAUCAGGAGCUGACAUUCAAGGAACAUCUCGACGCCGUCUUCCCGGACAUUCAAUUUACGAUGGAGGAGGAAGAAAACAACCAGCCGGCCCUCCUGGAUGACUUCGUCUGUCGCAAAGUUUGUGAUGGCCUAAAAAAUAAAGUGUUCAGGAAAGCGAUAUAUACGAAGCAAAUGCUGAACUUCAACAGCAACCACCUGAUCAGUCACAAAAGCCGUUGCGUAAGGGCACUUUACCUGCGCGUUGAGACGCACAGCAGUGUAAUAGAAGACUAGGUUGCUGAAUUGCCAUAUCGUCGAUGGGUACUGAGGCUACCCGCGCAACUUUGUCAACCAAUGCAUACGAUAACGACACCAGAGACCUAAUCCAACCGCCCUCAACUUUUGGCAGGCACUUCCGUACGUGACGAACGUCUCGGAAGCCGUCAGUCGUCUUCUUAUACCACUUGGAAUUGAGGUUGCACACAGGGCGGAAGCAAUCCUCAGGCGCCAAGUCAUGAAGCCGAAAGAGCCACUGCCACGGCAGGAAACGUCUAGAGUCAUUUACCGGAUCUGAUGCAGUUGCGGGCAAAGCAACUACGUCGGAGAAACUGAUCAAUUGCUCCGCACGCGAAUUGCUGAGCACGCAGCAGCAGUGAGGCGGGAGACCCCAGCUGUCAGGUGGCGGCGCACUCGACGGGACCCGGCCAUAUUUUCAAGUUUCAAGUUGCCGAAAUUCUUGCAGCGGGUGAUAACCGCGUGGGCCGCAUGCUGCUCGAGUCAUGGUUCUCAGGUCCGCAGUCCAUCAACAAUCUAAUGACCUCCCGGUACCGUAUUCCAUGCUGAGAUUUUCCCUGGGCAGGAGAAUCAGUCACGUGGGGAGGGUGCGGACGAGCAAUUAUCCCAGUGACAGUGAGCCAAUUUGCCGAGCAAUCGUCACACCAGCAUCCAGGACGGACGACAAAAUCACGGCGAUUGCCGACUCGGACGCGGACUGACAAGCCAACAUUGCAUCAAUUGCAACCCCAGCGGUGAAUGCGAGACCUGUUAAUUACAGUGUUCAUUUGAUCCCACGGCAGCCACGUGCUAUAAACACUGCACUCAUUGUGCCACCAUUACCCUUAUCUGCGACUGUCAAUGAUGAUGGAUUCGAGUGAGAAUCCGAAACGUCAGGCCACUAAAUUUAUUGUUCCAGUGAUCGCGUCUUCGUCUUCUGAACUGCUACCUGGAACUCGCCUGUUCGCUUCUAUCAGCAAUCUUUAAGGGCGCGAAGCGCUCCGAUCGGCUCGACGGUGUGAAACCUCUCCCCUCCGACUCUUGGUUCGAAGCGCCGACUGGACGUUGUUCUAACCUUCCAUUUCUUGAGUGCCUGGCGGAUGGUAAGCGGCUUUUGAGGGAGACCCGGGUCCAAAUUUAAUAAGCCGCUGAAAAUUCUUAUUAACGAUUCUACGACUCCUUGUAUUACUACAUUCUGCUGACGAUAAACUCAACCGCUUUCUAGUUGAAUGGCAUUGUUCGAGUGAUUUAGUAUUGUUUUCCUGUGAACUCCCUGCACCGGCUCCCUAUUUACGGGCUGGAAUGGUCGCAGCGUCCUACUCACACAAAUAGUUGGUCAUUUCUACAUUAACGAUUAUAUUCUAUCCGAGUUGUCUAACUUUCAGUCCAAAACGUCAUGUAACGUAAUUCCGUAGCGUUUCCAUACACAUAAGGAGGCUGGUUUCUGCAUUAAUUUUGCAUUAAUUAAUUAAUUAAUACAAAUUAUAUAAAGCAAAAGAUGGCUGUUUUCUUGAUAUGAACAUCUCCUCUGGAUAUCUGAUGUCUGCUUAGAUCAUAUGAUGAAUCCUUAGAUCAUAUGAUGAAUAUGCUGAGGAAUCCUGUUUCGUACAUCGCUUUUGGGAAGUUGCUCCUAUCUGCGAAUUUUCCUGAAUGAGCAUUUUUAUUUAAUAGUUAAGUUAUGCACGUAAUCUCAGUUGGGCGUACCUUGCGUAUAAUGUUCUAGUAAGUAGUCUUUAUUUCCACGUAGCAUAAUGCGGCAACUUUAUGCGACUUUAGUAAUAGAUUUGGACUUUAUCUAAAAAGGGCGUUCCUAUUUAAGGCCUCCAUAUUUGGUGAGCGGAUCAUAUCAUAAAAUAAAUUAGACAUUCCUGAGUAAAUUGCCGAAACUGAGUCACUAUUGAAAGUCAAACUUUUGUAAUUUCCACCUAGUUAACUUCGACCUUAUUUCUUUUGAUCCUUCUAUUCUUAAACAGUGUUUAUUUAACCCUGUAGGCACUCAAAUGGAACUUCCAGAAAUUCUCCUCGUCUGCCUCACACCGUUUAUCUGUCGUCUCUCGUGUCCCUCCUCCUUUUACAAUCACAGAUUUCAAGGAUUCCUUGACGCCAUUGUCGGCAUUGCACAUCGGGAAGACUGUUCCGUCCUCCACUUCCUCCAUCAUCUCCUCUGA
Spirometra erinaceieuropaei is the source of this 6323-nucleotide messenger RNA. Lineage: Eukaryota; Metazoa; Platyhelminthes; Cestoda; Diphyllobothriidea; Diphyllobothriidae. The record is from the annotation of a GenBank genome assembly.